CGCCAGUUCCACAAGCCCUUCAGAUUAUGUAACAGCUCAGUGUCAACAACGCCGGCCUGUGGAGGACAAGUUAAGGAGGUCUUUGCCAGUGAUGCAGCUCAGCAUCGCUGGACUUUCCCCAGCUUGCGUACUCUACCCAUCCUCCUCCUCCUCCUCCUCCUUCGUCCCGUUGCCAUAUCCACCCACCAGCCCACCCUCUCCCUACCUUCGUCUCUUUCUCUCAUCCUCUCUCUCUUUUAUAUAUACACACACACACACACACACACACACACACACACGCUACAUUCAAUCACAAAUGCACAGGGAUUGCAGCAACAGCAGCAGCAGCAGCAACACCACGGCGAGAUGGAGAGCUCCGCCGCAUGUGUGAGCGUCUAUUCCCGCUGUCACUGCGCCGGCCGCCUCGCUCUCGGUCCCCUGGCAGCCCGCGAGAGCUGCUCCUGUGGCUGGAUGGCACCCCGGCACCCGCUGAAUACAUGGAGGGAUCUGCGCUUUCUUGUCCUUUGCACCUCUAAUCUGGUUCUCGAGGAAAUAUGGUGAGCAAGGAGGACACCCAAUGCAUUGUCCUCUCAAACUCAGAAGACGAAUCAGAUUCAGAGACAGCGCCAUCGCACAGCCUUGAUGCGGAGUGCGGAACAGAAUCAGGCAAGCAGCAAGUAAAGAAGAGGAACAAAGCCUUACAAGUCCGUUUUAAGGAUAUCUGUGAAGCUCAGAAUGAACACCGUGGAAGACGGUCCAGAUCCAUUUCCUGUAAAGUAACUCACAGAAAGUACAUGACAAUGCCUGCCAGGCGCUCCAUCCCAAAUGUCACCAAGAGUACUGGUGUCCAGACAUCACCGGACCUCACCAAGAGAUACAAAACAUUUCCUUUUGAGAGAAAAAAGGGACAUACUUUUAAACACACUGCAUUGGUGGAGGACUAUAGAGGACAAAACAAUGGUUUUUUGAGUGAUAUAAAAGUUGGAGGGGAGGAUGGACAAAUAAUUGGGGAGUCCUCUAAGUACAAGGGUAAGAUUGUUGGACAAACAAAAGCAUUGCUUCAUCACACCGACGACAGCAGUGACACAGAGGAUUUGCUUUCUAGUGCCAAUUGUGUGGACGGACCAUCAUGUCCAGAGUCAUCACAUUUCACAGAAGAGUGCUGUCCAACCAGCCCUCCUUCCAAAAGUGAACCGGAAAAUCAGGUUUCAGACAGCAGGGCCAAACAUAAAGGAUUAUCCAAAGAUGACAUAGACCCUGGCACUUCCUCCAAGUGCCCUGACAACUCAAAGGACACGGGCCCUGUUGCAUGGAACUCAUUAACACAGGAGGACACUCUGGCAAGCCCAUCUGUGAGCAGUGAAUGGAAGAAGGGCGCACAGUUAAAUGAACAACAUUCACAGACCCUACCCCACAGCGCCAAGUGCUCUGUACAGUCACAAGGGCAGUAUCGGAGAAGGCACCUGUCCGCUUCAUCAAAACUUCAGCAAACAGUUGGUCAGGAUGAGAGUUUCCCUGUAGGAGUUACAGGAGCUUCAGGCAGGGGAAGCAGCCAGCAGAUAAGACCCUCAUCUGGAGACAAGGACAUCAAAGCACAGCUGCAGGCCAUGGAGAGCCUCAUCAUCUCCAGCCAGGAGAUGAUCAAGGUCCUUCUUGGAGUUAUUCAGGAGCUGGAGAAGCGUGAAGCACAGAGAGAGGGGCUCUCUUACAGAACGGGACAAGACACAGCAAACUGUGACACUUGUCGAAACAGCGCAUUCAUCAUCUACAGUGUGGAGCUGGACUUCAAGCUGCAGGAGGACAAACUGCAGCCCCUAAUGAAGAGACUUUGUCCCCUGGACAGCCAGCCAUGUCCUGCUCUGCCUUACUCCAGCGAAGUGUUCACAUCCACCCCGAAGCGCAAGUCCAAGGCGGAGUCCAAAAAGCACACUCGCUGGAAACUUUGGUUCCUUUGAGGAAAACACAAAAGCUUUGGCAGUGGUCUUUUCCGCCGUUAAAUUCCGCCAUUAUUCUCAAAAAGGAUGAAGGAAUAUUCAGGAAGGCUGAUCAAACCCAUGAGGACAGUCGAUGACAGAAACCAGUGGAACCAAUUCAGAAUCGGUUUCUGAGUUGAGAAAUCACAUCAAGUCAAGUUGGGGACAGCAAAAAAAAAAUAAUAAAAACAAACUAAAACAUUUAAAAUUCUGUCAUACCAUUUUCUGGCAUGAUUGCUGGAGAGAAUCAACUCCCACCUGCAAAAUCGAGAGUUUGGUAACAAGAGGAGGCGCCAUGCGGAGUGAAGUUACAGUAUAUAAUCUUCGGAAGCGACAUCAACCCCGCAUCCGGCAAA
This is a messenger RNA of Thalassophryne amazonica, 2308 nucleotides long. Its product is annotated as inhibitory synaptic factor 2A-like. Gene Ontology annotation, cellular component: postsynaptic density. Gene Ontology annotation, biological process: inhibitory postsynaptic potential. Lineage: Eukaryota; Metazoa; Chordata; Actinopteri; Batrachoidiformes; Batrachoididae. The record is from RefSeq and is a predicted model, not a curated record.